AUGGCUGGAGCAGGUGGAGAUGGUGGUGAUGAGUAUCAUCAGUUGGACGAAGCUCAGCCUCUAUUACGGGAUGCAAUGAAUGCACAGAUGCAACGUUUGCUGGACCGUAACAAUGGGGAGGUCUUUGGACGACUAGAAUUUUUGAAGAACCAAGCCAAUCAGAAUGCUAGACGAAAUAUAGGUGGGAAUAGAGGUAACAAUGGCGGUAAUGACCGGCCGAGGCAGAAUCGGGUUGAGGGAGUAAAGCUCAAUGUUCCUCCCUUCAAAGGCAGAAGUGAUCCAGAUGCCUACCUAGAUUGGGAAAUGAAGAUUGAGCAUGUAUUUGCCUGCAAUGACUACACAAAAGAGCAGAAAGUCAAACUAGCAGCAACUGAAUUCUCUGACUAUGCCCUUGUUUGGUGGCAUAAAUACCAGAGAGAAAUCCUGAGAGAGGAACGGCAAGAGGUAGAUACAUGGACUGAGAUGAAAAGGGUGAUGAGAAAAAGGUAUGUGCCCACUAGCUAUAACAGAACCAUGCGACAGAAACUCCAAGGGUUGUCCCAAGGGAAUUUAACUAUGGAAGAAUAUUAUAAAGAGAUGGAAAUGGCGUUAGUGAGGGCCAACAUCGAAGAGGAAUCCGAAAACACAAUGGCUCGUUUCCUGAAUGGUCUAAACCCUGAAAUCAGAGAUGUUGUUGAAUUACAGAAGUAUGUGGCGUUGGAUGACUUGUUACAUAGGGCACUCCGGGUUGAACAACAAAUUAAAAGAAAAAGUGCAACAAAGAGGAACUCACCCAAUACUUACAACCAGAACUGGGCCAACAGAUCCAAGAAGGAGGGAGGUAAUUCGUUCCACCCUGCAGCCACAUCCCCGCAGGGAAAGUCAGCAGCGUCCAGUGUAGGUGGAAGCAAACAUAACACCUCCACUUCCUCAUCCAAUACUGGAACCAGAAACAUAAAAUGCUUCAAGUGCUUAGGCAGAGGACAUAUUUCUUCUGAAUGUCCAACCAGGAGGACCAUGAUCAUGAAGGCUGAUGGAGAAAUCACUAGUGAGUCUGAAAUUAGUGAAGAAGAAGUGGAAGAAGAGUAUGAGGAGGAAGCUAUGCAGGGUGAUAUGCUGAUGGUGAGAAGGUUGUUGGGAAAUCAGAUGCAACCACUGGAUGACAAUCAUAAAGAAAAUAUUUUCCACACCAGGUGUGCAAUUAAUGGUAAGCUAUGCUCUUUAAUUGUUGAUGGAGGAAGCUGUACCAAUGUUGCAAGUUCCAUAUUAGUGACCAAACUGAAUUUGGAAACUAAGCCCCAUCCUAGACCAUACAAACUUCAGUGGCUUAGUGAAGAUGAAGAGUCUCUUAUGCAGGAUUUUGAUGAUGUGUUUCCAGAAAGUGUACCGGAUGGUUUGCCACCAUUUAGGGGAAUUGAGCAUCACAUUGAUCUCAUUCCAGCAGCAUCCUUGCCCAAGUGUCUGAAUUCCUAUGCAAAGGUUGGGUGA
This is a messenger RNA of Glycine soja, 1467 nucleotides long. RefSeq lists its product as uncharacterized. The record is from RefSeq and is a predicted model, not a curated record. The transcript is spliced from 2 exons. Lineage: Eukaryota; Viridiplantae; Streptophyta; Magnoliopsida; Fabales; Fabaceae. The coding region runs from base 1 to 1467 and encodes 488 amino acids. Gene Ontology annotation, molecular function: zinc ion binding; nucleic acid binding.